This is a messenger RNA of Geosmithia morbida, 1785 nucleotides long. RefSeq names its product putative flavoprotein CzcO associated with the cation diffusion facilitator CzcD. The transcript has 3 exons. The record is from RefSeq and is a predicted model, not a curated record. Gene Ontology annotation, molecular function: flavin adenine dinucleotide binding; N,N-dimethylaniline monooxygenase activity; NADP binding. Lineage: Eukaryota; Fungi; Ascomycota; Sordariomycetes; Hypocreales; Bionectriaceae. The coding region runs from base 1 to 1785 and encodes 594 amino acids.
AUGGUAGAUUUUCUUGUUUCUGAGACGAAUAGUCCCGGAUCGUACGACACGCUUCGCCGCCUAGGAGGACCGAUCCACUCUGAAAGGCAUGUUCGCAUCAUAUGUGUCGGUGCCGGAGCCUCGGGGCUUCUUAUGGCGUACAAGUUGCAGAAGCAUUUUGGCAACUUCAGCCUGGUACUCUAUGAGAAGAACCCCGAGGUGGCGGGAACGUGGUACGAGAACAAGUAUCCUGGUUGCGCUUGCGACGUGCCAUCGCACAAUUAUACCUGGAGCUUCGAACCCAAACUCGACUGGUCGGCUGUGUAUCCUCCGUCCAAGGAAAUAUUCGAAUAUUUCGACGGCUUCGCGAACAAGUAUGGACUGAAGCAAUACAUCAAGACUGAACAUGAGAUGAUUGGCGCAUACUGGAACAACUCCAAGGGCGGCUGGGACGUCAAGGUCCGAAAUGAUGCCAACGACGUGAUCAUCACCGAUCACUGCGACAUUCUCGUCAACGCCAGCGGCAUCCUCAACAACUGGAAGUGGCCUGCCAUCCCUGGCCUCAAAAACUACAAAGGUAAACUUCUACACACGGCCAACUGGGACGACUCCAUCUCACUGGAGGGCAAGCAUGUCGGCCUUAUUGGAAACGGGUCGUCGGGAAUCCAAGUUCUCCCCGCCAUUCGAGACAAGUGCCAAAAGGUGACUACCUUCAUCCGCGAGCCGACAUGGGUCUCUCCUGUCCAGGGAAUGGAGCAGCAUAACUUUAGCGAUGAGGAGCUUGAAAGGUUUGCUAAAAAGUCCGGCGCCCUCACUGAGUAUCGCAAAACCGUCGAAACGGGCCUCAAUGGCCAAUUUGGCAUCUUCCUGCGCAACAACAAAUUUAACCAGGAUACGCACAAGUAUAUGAUGCAGCAGAUGAAGGCGAAACUCGGUAACGCCUAUCUUGAGGAUAAGCUCAUCCCCGACUGGAGUGUCGGAUGCCGAAGAUUGACACCGGGUGUAAACUACCUCGAGUCUCUGACUAAGCCUAAUGUUGAGGUUGUCUACGGCGAGAUCAACUCCGUCACCGAGCGCGGUCCCCUCUGCAACAAUGGUGAAGAGUACCCUGUCGACGUUCUUAUCUGUGCGACAGGCUUUGAUACCACUUUUAAGCCGCGUUUCCCCAUUAUCAACCCAUCAGGCGAGAAUCUACAAGACAAGUGGACCGAGAACGACCCGGAGUCGUACAUGGGCGUUGCCGCCUCAGGCUUCCCCAACUAUUUCAUCUUCCUGGGCCCUAACUGCCCGAUUGGAAAUGGCCCCGUGUUGUGUGCCAUUGAAGCCCAGGCCGACUGGAUGUGUAAGCUGAUUGACCGGUACCAAACGACCAAUAUCCAGACCUUUGCGCCCAAGCAUGACGCCGUUAAAGAAUUCGUUCAGUACAAGGACAAAUUUAUGGCGGGGACCGUCUGGGCCGAUGAGUGUCGUUCGUGGUACAAAGCCCGACCUGGAGGCCCGGUCCUGGCGCUGUGGCCUGGAUCGACUCUUCACUACCUCGAGAUGAUGCGUGACGUGCGCUUCGAAGACUUCGACUUUGCCUACUCCGGAAACAGAUUUUGCUUCAUGGGAAAUGGAUACAGCCAAACUGAGCUUGACCCCACGGCUGAUCUGGGCUACUACAUCCGUGAGUACGAUGAUGAUGCACCCCUGACGACGGCCGGACGGCGUAGGUUGAUCAGCAAGAGCGGGACUGUUACACAGCGAAAGGCCGUAAGCUGGAGUGGAGGAACUGGUGAAGACAAGCAGGUUCAGGCAAAGAUCUGA